This is a messenger RNA of Camelina sativa (false flax), 4791 nucleotides long. NCBI's taxonomy places the organism in Eukaryota, Viridiplantae, Streptophyta, Magnoliopsida, Brassicales, Brassicaceae. The record is from RefSeq and is a predicted model, not a curated record.
AAAGUCGUCGUCUCUUCCAUAUCACUUCGGCUCAUGGACCUUGUGAGCUAGACCUCAACUGUAUCACAAGAACUUUUUCUAAAAAGCUGCAUCUUCGCUGCCAUAUUUUAAUGGCUUUUCUUUCUUCUUCUUCAUCGUUUUUGGAUCCCUCCAAGCGCCAGUUUGACGUGUUUGUGAGUUUCAGAGGCGCCGACACACGUAAUUCCUUCACCUCAUACCUCCUUCAGUUCCUACACCGGAAAGGUAUUGAUGCUUUCUUCGAUGGGAAACUCCGUCGAGGCAAGGACAUCUCUGUUGUAUUUGACAGGAUUGAGCAAUCAAAAAUGUCGAUUGUCAUCUUCUCACAGAACUAUGCCAACUCCACAUGGUGCUUGGAGGAACUCUGGAAGAUAAUGCAGUGCAGGGAGAAAUUUGGUCAUGGGGUCUUACCUGUCUUCUACAAAGUCAGGAAAUCUGAUGUGGAGAAUCAGAGAGGGAGUUUUGGAGCUCCCUUCCUGAGCCCUAAGGAUAGUUUCAAGGGAGAUGGGCACAAAAUUGGGGCAUGGAAGGAAGCUCUGAAGAUUGCUUCCAAUAUCCUGGGGUAUGUGCUUCCUGAAGAAAGGCCGGAGAGUGAAUUUGUUGAAAAAGUAGCCAAGGAAACAUUCAGGAUGCUGAAUGAUUUGUCUCCUUGUGAAAUCAUUGGUUUCCCGGGGAUUGAAUCACGUUCAAAGGAACUGGAGGAGUUAUUGAUGUUUGAUAACACAAAUUGUAUCCGUACCGUUGGGGUUCUCGGGAUGACUGGAAUUGGCAAGACAACAGUUACUGAUAGCGUUUAUAAACGAAAGUAUCGUCAGUUUGAUGGUUACUGUUUCCUUGAAGACAUUGAAAAUGAGUCAAAGCGGCAUGGAUUGCAUAAUUUGCACCAGAAACUCCUCUGUAAAUUAUUGGAUGAAGAAAAUGUGGAUGUUAGAGCGCAUGGAAGAUUGAAAGAUUUUCUAAGGAACAAAAAGUUGUUUAUUGUGCUGGAUAAUGUGACUGAUGUAAAUCAAAUAGAAUUUCUCAUUGGACAGCAGGAGCUGUACCGGAAAGGAAGCAGGAUUGUUAUAACAACUAGAGACAAGAAACUUCUGCAGAACAAUGCGGAUGCAACAUACAUUGUUCCCAGAUUAAAUGACAGUGAAGCUAUGGAACUUUUCUGCCUAGAUGCAUUUUCUGACAGCCUCUACCCAACAGAAGAAUUUCUGGAUUUAUCAAACAAUUUUGUUUAUUAUGCGAAAGGGCACCCUUUAGCUUUGAAGUUGUUAGGUUCAGGUCUACGUCAGAAAGAAAGAACAUACUGGGUGGAAAAAUGGGAGAGAUUAACGGUAGAGCCAGACAAGGAGAUUCAGAAAGUGCUAAAACUGAGUUAUGAAGCACUGGAUGAUGAACAGAAGAGCAUAUUUCUAGAUAUAGCAUGUUUUUUCAGAUCAGAAAAAGCAGAUUUGGUUUCAAGCAUCUUAAAAUCAGACCAUGUUAUGAGAGAACUUGAAGAUAAGUGCUUGGUAACCAUUUCUUAUAAUCGGCUUGAGAUGCAUGAUCUAAUGCAUGCAAUGGGUAAGAAGAUUGGAUCUGAAUCAUCCAUCAAAAGGGCAGGCAAACGUAGCAGGUUGUGGAACCACAAAGACAUACGUCAUGUGCUGGAGCAGAGAACGGGAACUGAAUGUGUUAGAGGCAUCUUCUUGAACAUGUCUAAUGUCGAAAAGAUCAAGCUAAGUCCUGAUGUUUUCAUGAGGAUGUCGAAUCUCAAAUUCCUCAAGUUCCACAAGUCUCAUUGUUCCCAGUGGUGUGAUAACGACCAUAAAUUUCUGUUCUCUGAAGGGCUUGAUCAUUUUCCGGAUGAGCUUGUGUACCUUCACUGGCAAGGGUACCCUUACGAAUACCUGCCAUCAGAAUUCAAUCCAGAGGAACUUGUUGAUCUUAGUCUGCGUUAUAGCUUCAUCAAACAACUGUGGGAAAAUGAGAAGGUGCCAUGUAAUACAGAAAAAUUAAGAUGGGUCGACCUCAGUCAGUCAAAAGACUUGCAGAGUUUAUCAGGUUUGUCCAUGGCUAAAAAUCUUGAAAGAUUGGACCUCGAAGGCUGUACGAGUUUGGUUCUGUUGGGCUCAUCAAUCAAACAGAUGAACAAACUUAUUUACUUGAACCUGAGAGACUGCACAAGCCUUGAGAGUCUCCCAAAGGGGAUCAAUUUAAAAUCUCUAAAGACUCUGAUCCUCAGUGGCUGCUCAAACCUUCAAGAGUUUCAAAUUAUAUCAGACAAUAUUGGAUCUCUUUAUUUGGAAGGCUCAGCAAUUGAAAAGGUUGUUGAACACAUCGAGAGUCUUCGCAACCUUAUUUUGCUGAAUCUGAAGAAUUGUCGCAGGUUGAAGUUUCUUCCCAAAGAUCUUUACAAGCUGAAAUCUCUUCAAGAACUGAUUCUCUCUGGCUGUUCAGCGUUGGAGAGUCUUCCACCAAUCAAAGAGGAGAUGGAAUGCUUAGAGAUUUUGCUUAUGGAUGGAACAUCCAUCAAACAGACACCUGAAAAGAUUUGUUUGAGUAACCUCAAGAUGUUUUCAUUCUGCGGAUCUAUCAUCGAAGAUUCCGAAGCGUUGGUAUUGUUGCCUUUCUCAGGCAGCUUUUGCUUAUCGGACCUCUAUCUCACGAACUGCAAUAUCUACAAAUUUCCAGAUAACUUUAGCUCCUUAUACUCGUUACGGUGUUUAUGCUUAAGCAGAAACAAUAUUGAGACUCUACCUGAAAGCAUUAAGAAACUUCAAUGUCUGUGGUUGCUUGACCUGAAACAUUGCUGCAAGCUCAAUUCUCUUCCAGUGCUUCCGUCUAGUCUACAAUAUGUAGAUGCUCACGGGUGUGUUUCUCUGGAAAAAGUCGCAAAACCAGUGUCACUUCCCCUAGUAACUGAUAGGAUGCAUACUACUUUCCUUUUCACGAAUUGUUUCAAGCUGAACCGAUCUGAGCAGGAAGCUAUUGUUACGCAGGCCAAAAUCAAGAGUCAACUACUGGCAAGGACAUCUCUUCAACAUAAUCAUAAGGGACUAGUUCUAGAGCCUCUGGUUGCUGUUUGUUUUCCAGGAAAUGACAUACCCUCAUGGUUCUGCUAUCAGAGAAUGGGAUCUUCAAUAGAAACCGACCUGCUUCCACACUGGUGUAACAGUAAAUUUAUUGGAGCUUCCCUAUCUAUUGUUGUCUCCUUCAAGGAUAAUGAAGGUCAUCAUGUCAACCGUUUAUCUGUAAGAUGCAAGUGCGAAUUCAAAAAUCAAAACGGUCAGUCUAUCAGCUUUAGUUUCUGCCUUGGGGGAUGGAACGAGUCAUGUGGAUCAUCUUGCCAUGAACCACGGAAACUUAGAUCUGACCAUGUGUUUAUCAGUUAUAACAACUGUAGUGUGCCAAUCUUGGAAUGGAUGGAAACGAGUAAUGACGGCAAUAGAUGUCAUCUCACUAGUGCCUCAUUUGAAUUCUACCUUACCGAUGAAACUGAAAGGAAAGUAGAAUGCUGCAAGGUGAUAAGGUGUGGUAUGAGUUUGUUAUAUGCUCCAGAUGAAAAUGACCGAGGUUUCCAGGGAAUACGGGUAACAGACACUGUUGAGCGUACAUCUAGCGAGGCUGUUGUGACCAUUCGAGGUCAGUCCCACUCACGGAUUGAAGAAAAGAAAAAUGGUAAAAUAAGAGAUGAAAUAUUGGAUAUGAGUAUUUCCUCCAUAAUAAGAGGUCCCGGGUUUUGAAUAGAAAACGAAAGUUUACAUUGAUGUAGGCAGGAACAUAAAGAUGUUACAUUGUUUUUCAAACCCUUUGGUGCGUCGGGGGGGACUUCCAUCAAGCUACCUGGCUGGCUGGCUUCAACUUGACUUUGAGCUUAUCCUUGGAUGUGACUGGUUCGUUGACACUCGAAGCUGAUUGAUGUGGAACAACUGGUCCAAAGGCUACACGUACGGUUUCAUAAAGUGUUUCUCAAAAUAAUGCGCUGUAAAUUGAAGGGAAACAUGAAGAAAUUUGCUGGAGAGAUCCAAUUUGUUGGGUGAUAAGAAGAUACAGACAACAAUGGGAAUAUGCAAACAAUGAUUUUCUGAGAGGUAAACCUGAGCUUACGGUGGAGAUUGAAAUCAGGAGACUGGGAAGUUUUGCCACAGGAAAACCUAUAAUGUUUGAAGGGUUUCUACCAGAAGCUGCUUCCCCGGAGAUGAGGAUAGCUUUUUUAAGGGCUACUAUGGACAAGGACAAAGCUUUAGCAAAGGAUCUAUCAAAACUCACUUUAAUAAUCACUCUAGCUAGUUCGUUUAUGUAUCUUUAUCCUUGGACAGACUUAUAAUAUGUUGUCUCUGUUUUAUCAAAUCCCUUUGUGGCACUGCGUAAAGAUCGGAUGAUUAUUACAAAUGACGUUAUCAUCAAACUGUAAAUUAAACCACAGAACAACAAAAGACAAGAAAAGAAAAACAGUUUCGGUUUAUGAUAAAUUUUAAAUGCUUUAACCGCUCAUAGUCAUGGAACAUAAUGACUAGACAGCAUAUGACAUAGGCGGGUAAGGCUGAGCUCCAGCAAUGUAACCUUGGUUGGCUUGAGCAUUGUAACACUGGUUGGCUUGCGGUGUGGUCGGGUAAGCGGUUGGCAUUGUCGAUCCACCACCGACUUUAGUUAUACCUUGCUGACGACCCAUGUAGAAACAUCCUACACAACCGCUGAUGCAUAGGAACACCAAGAAUAUGAACAAUGGUAGCGAGAAAUACACAAGUAUCAUCGCUUACAAUCUCUGGAUUUUAACUAAACCAGUGUUAUGUCUAGAUA